GGUCUUAAGAAAGAAGUAUCUGUACCAAGACUUUGUGUGAAUGAAUUUAAAAAUAAUGAUGAUGUAGGUCUUAAGAAAGAAGUAUCUGUACCAAGACUUUGUGUGGGUGAAUUUAAAAAUAAUGAUGGUGGUGGUAUUAAUAAGGAAUCUUAUACUCGUAGAAAAUUUGUAAGUGAGUUCGAAAGUAAUACCGACUUUUUUGUGAAUAAAGAUCCAUAUACUCGUAGAAAAUUUGUAAGUGAGUUCGAAAGUAAUACCGACUCUUUUAUGAAUAAAGAUCCAUAUUCUCAUAAAAAAUAUGUAAGUGAGUUUAAAAACAAUUCUGAUGGCGGUGUAAAUAAAGAUUUUGGUACAAAAGUAAGUGUAAUAAAUGAAAUUAAAGAUAAUAAUAUGAAUAAUGAAAAUAUGGAACUAGGUACUACAAAAAAUGUAUUAAGUGAAGGUAUAUAUAAUAAUGAUAGUGAUAUGAAUAAAAAACCCAGUACUAGUACAAAUAUUAAUAGUGAAAAUAAACAAAAUGAUCACAAUAGGAGUAUGAGUUUAGAAAAUACUAAAAGUCAUGUACAACAAAACGUAAAGACACCUUCAUCAAACCAUUAUGAGAAUGAAAAUAAUCAUAAACUUCAUAAUGUUAAUGAAAAAGAAGAAGUUCCCAAAAGAGAUAGAACCAAAAACAAUACCCGUAGAGCAAGUGUUAGUGAAAUUAAUGAGAAUGUAGAGGAAAAGAAAAAACAUAUUCCACAUAAUAAAAAUUAUAAACAUUCUACUGAUGAAGAAAAUAAAGUAGAAAAAGAAAUGAGUAUUCACGAUGGAAUGAAGGGACAAAAAGACGGUUCUAAAAAUGUAGGAUCAUUUUCAUCACAAGGAAUGAGACAAGAUAUUCCUUAUAAAAAUGAAAAUAAUAAACAUUCAGGAUUAAAUACACCAAAAAAUAUUCCACUAAAUAAUAGAAAAUUAAAAAAAGGAUGUACUGUACAUGAAAUAGGUUUUAUGGAUGAUGAUAAUAUAAGUACUAUGAAUGAUACAACACAAAAUGUUAAGCAUAAAAAGAAAUACAGUUCUGUACUUUUUGAAGGAAAGGAAAAAAAUAAUACAAAAAAUGAAACAGAUAAAUUAAAAUCUGACAUUGGAAAUUUUAAAAAUAGUUUACACAAAGAAGAAAAAAAUGUAGCAGAUAAAUUAAAACCUAAUUUUGAAAGUUCCAAAGAAAAUGAAUCGAACAAGGGAACAAAUGUUCCUGAUAAAUUAAAAAUUGAAAAAGAUGCUAAUAGUGGUAGUGAAUUAAAAAACACGAAUAAUAAAGAGAAGGAAGUAAAAAAUAAAUUUAAUGAUACUACAGACAAGAAGUCACAAGAAAAACAAGACAAUCAAAAGGAAAUAGGAGUUAGAUUUGUUGAUAAUAAAGAAAAAACAACAGGCAAAAAAGAAGAUAUCUAUAAGGAAGUAGAAGGUAAAGUUGUUGAUAAUAAAGAAAAGACAUUAGGAAAAAAUGAACACCACGAAGAGUAUGUAAAAGGUAAAUUUGUUGAUAAUAAAGAAAAGACUUUAGGAAAACAUGAACAUCAUGAGGAUCACUUAAAAGGUAAAGCUGUUGAUAAUAAAGAAAAGACUUUAGGAAAACAUGAACAUCAUGAGGAGCAUGUAAAAGGUAAAGAUGUUGAUAAUAAAGAAAAGAUAUUAGGAAAACAUGAACAUCAUGCGGAUCACGUAAAAGGUAAAGCUGUUGAUAAUAAAGAAAAGACAUUAGGAAAACAUGAACAUCAUGCGGAUCACGUAAAAGGUAAAGAUGUUGAUAAUAAAGAAAAGACAUUAGGAAAACAUGAACAUCAUGAGAAGGGAGUAAAUGUCCAAUCAAGUAACACAAACAAACACAUGCCAAGAAAAAUGUUAAGAUAA
Molecule: messenger RNA, 1896 nt
Organism: Plasmodium reichenowi
Lineage: Eukaryota; Apicomplexa; Aconoidasida; Haemosporida; Plasmodiidae
Product: EMP1-trafficking protein, putative
Exons: 1
Source: RefSeq, a predicted model, not a curated record